Molecule: messenger RNA, 1614 nt
Organism: Emys orbicularis (European pond turtle)
Lineage: Eukaryota; Metazoa; Chordata; Testudines; Emydidae
Product: zinc finger protein 383-like
Biological process (GO): regulation of DNA-templated transcription
Source: RefSeq, a predicted model, not a curated record
AUGGCUGUGAUGGAGCCAGCUCAGAUGCCAGUGACCUUUGAGGAGGUGGCUGUGUAUUUCACCCAGGGGCAGGGGGCUCUGCUGGACCCCGGUCAGAGAGCCCUCUACAGGGAUGUCAUGCAGGAGAACUAUGAGACGGUGACCUCACUGGCAGGAUUUCCUGUUCCCAAACCUGACCUGAUCGCCCGACUGGAACAAGGGGAAGAGCCGUGGGUCCCGGAUCUCCAGGCCACAGAGGAAGGGGAGAGCCCGAGAGGCACCCGCACAGGCAGUGACUCCUGUCUGGAUUCUCUCUCCCCAGCAGGUGAUAGGACAGUGAGUGAGAACAAGGAGGAGAAUCAGCAGCAGGAAGGUCCUGAGAAAGUGGAACCGCAGGAGAGGUUUUUGAGAAGAGCUGAAGGGAAUUUUUCCCAGUGCUUGGAACAGGAAAAAGCCUGGGGAAAUCGGUGCAGGUCAGAGAGGCAGCUGAGAAACUAUUUCAUUUAUUGGGCGGAUGAAUCCAUUCAAUAUGGGGGAGGAUGCAAAGAUCCCAAGGAAACCACAGCCCCACAGACAUAUCACCAGGAAGAGAAACCCUAUAAACGCCUAGAGAGCGAGAAACCCUAUAAAUGCUUGGACUGUGGGAAAACCUUCAGUAAGAGCUCAGACCUUAUUAAGCAUGGUAGAAUGCACACAGGGGAGCGACCUUAUAAAUGCCUGGACUGUGGGAAAACCUUCACUCAGAGCUCACACCUUAUUACACACCAGAGGCUGCACACAGGAGAGAGACCAUAUAAAUGCCUUGAGUGCGGGAAAGGAUUCAACGUGAGAUCAAAUCUUAUUAAACAUCAGCAAAAUCACACAGGAAGGAAACCCCAUAUUUGUUUGGAUUGCGGGAAAUGUUUCAAUCACAGCUCCUACCUUAUUACGCAUCAGAGACUGCACACGGGAGAGAGACCCUAUAAGUGUCUUGAGUGUGGGAAAAGUUUCAGUCAGAGCUCUAGUCUUAUCACGCAUCUGAGAACCCACACGGGAGAUAAACCCUAUCAGUGCCUCGACUGUGGGAAAAGCUUCAAUGUGAGAUCACAACUUAUUAUUCAUCAGAGAAUCCACACGGGAGAGAGACCUCAUAAAUGCUUGGACUGUGGCAAAAGCUUCAGUCACAGCUCACACCUUACUAAACAUCGGCGAAUUCACACGGGAGAGAGACCCUACAAAUGUUUGGACUGUGGGAAAAGUUUUAGUCAGAGAUCAGCCCUUAUUAGACAUCAGAGAAUUCAUACGGGAGAGAAACCUCAUACAUGCCUCAACUGUGGGAAAAGAUUCAUUCAGAGAUCACACCUUAUCACACAUCAGACAAUCCACAUGGGAGAGAAAACCCAUAAAUGUUCGGACUGUGGGAAAAGCUUCAAUAACAGCUCCUACCUCACCAAACAUCGGAGAAUCCACAAGGUAGCAGCACAGUCAUCCGAGAUCCUGCUGCAGCAGGGUCCGCCUCCCAGCAGCUCACUGGGCAUCUGCUGCCUGCUUCAGUUCCUGUCCUUCUCCAUCUCCAUCCUGUCCUUCUCCAACCCCUGGCUCUGCUUCCUGAACAUGCUUCUGGCAUACCCAUUGACUCUGGCUUUCAGCCUUUGA